Molecule: messenger RNA, 1177 nt
Organism: Melampsora larici-populina 98AG31
Lineage: Eukaryota; Fungi; Basidiomycota; Pucciniomycetes; Pucciniales; Melampsoraceae
Exons: 3
Coding region: 209-769 (186 amino acids)
Biological process (GO): positive regulation of transcription by RNA polymerase II; negative regulation of transcription by RNA polymerase II
Molecular function (GO): RNA polymerase II cis-regulatory region sequence-specific DNA binding; zinc ion binding; DNA-binding transcription factor activity, RNA polymerase II-specific
Source: RefSeq, a predicted model, not a curated record
AGAUGACCUAUCAGGUAUUGGUUCUCAAAUAAGUCCACCGUGUGACCCAUUCACGAUUUCUCGUCCCGAAAAUCCGGCACCAGCAUACCCAGUCUUAUCAAGCUCUUGCGAGAACACUUUCAUCUCAUCAGACCACAGGUCUAGUCAUAGAAGAAAACGACGGAACCCGAUGGCCACUCGUCCUCCAACUUUCACUGGGCGGUCAGAAAUGGCCGAUGGUAUAGGCUCAGAUGGAAGUGCAGAGAGCCCUACAUGUUCAAACUGCAGGGGUACCCAGACUCCUCUAUGGCGAAGAGGUCCAGAUGACGAGCUAUUGUGUAAUGCAUGUGGCGUGUUCUAUAAGGUGCACAAAAAGCAUCGUCCGCAUAACCUUGCAAAGGUCAAGAAUACAUUUCGAGGAAAAUUCGGCUCAAGAAGACAUCCGAGGGACACACAACCAAUCAAGUGUACCAAUUGCAAUGCCACAGCGACACCCAUGUGGCGUAAAGCACCGGAUGGAGCACUUCUAUGCAACGCAUGCGCGCUCUACUUCAAGUGCCACAAGAGACCAAGACCAAUGCCCCCUCAGGAUGCGAGUACUAUAUCCACAGCGUCGGUGAUGGCCCAAUCCCUUACAGCUGGGAUAGGUUUACCUUACCCAACGCUCUGUAGUCCAACGGAUCUGCAAUGCAAUUUCUCAAGCUUCAGGGAUAUCUAUGACCGUAAUAGAGCCAACGGGGGGAUGAGCACCAGCCCAUUAGAUCAACUCAGCUACCUACCCCUAUUUUGAUCCGAUUAUCCGUUGCUCUAUAGCUUUCUAUUCCUUGAACUUUUUGUCAUGCCUUCUGAUUAUCCAAAUCCAUUUUCAAUCACUACACCACCCGAUACAACUCUGACGCCGAAAUCUCAAGUUUUGUUUGAAUACCAUACAUACAAGAAAGGUAUUUCUGAUCUGUGGUCAUCAUGUAUUUGAUGAUAUCCUUUUGCUCCCUAUUUUCAACCCCAGGAUAUGAUGGUGUACCAUCUGGAAUACCAGGAAGAUAUAGAUGAUAUAUGGAAAAUUGGGAAAACAAACUGAUAACUGAAGACAGAACCAUACGGAUAAAACUAAGGAGACUGUCCAGCUCCCAGAUCAAUCAUAAACUUUCUUUUUGUUCUCUAAACUUUUAGAAAGAAAUGUUUAUGCUAUCAGAAAUCU